Gymnodraco acuticeps is the source of this 1988-nucleotide messenger RNA. RefSeq lists its product as uncharacterized. The transcript is spliced from 3 exons. Gene Ontology annotation, biological process: N-acetylglucosamine metabolic process; keratan sulfate proteoglycan metabolic process. The record is from RefSeq and is a predicted model, not a curated record. Gene Ontology annotation, molecular function: keratan sulfotransferase activity; N-acetylglucosamine 6-O-sulfotransferase activity. Lineage: Eukaryota; Metazoa; Chordata; Actinopteri; Perciformes; Bathydraconidae. Bases 513 to 1814 code for a protein of 433 amino acids.
CAUGGUAGGAAGUAAUUAUUGAUGCCUGGUUGGAGAAGAUGAAACCUGCCUCCAUGAAAUAUAUUUGAAAAUCGGUCAUCCUACGCAUGAAAACAAAUUCAAUUAUGAUGGAAACAGAAGAAGGGUCACAUUUUAGUUUGACUUAUAGUGACAUAUCAUUAUGUAGGUUCUAUGUACUGCCUGUUUUUGGAUCACACGCAUUUCCAAGACGCAAUGAAACGUACCCUACGGCAUCAAGCGUAAUGUACGGCGAGGCAAUCUUGCAUCCAAUCUAGCGACUCAGCUCCAGUAGCCUGUGUGGUCUCUGGAGGGGGGAGACAUGCCUCCUCGCUCUGCCUCUCGCCGCUCUACAUCCAUGGCGCAUCUCCAGCUCUGAAUCCACCUCGGCUCUGGACACACACCGGCGUCGGCGCUCGAUCCACUCACUGACAAACACACACACACUUUGACAAAUGCAGCGCAGAGGACUGGACCGGCCGGAGACAUCUUCCUGUAUCUGAUCGAGUGCGUUCAUGCGUGAAGGAUGUAGAGCCAGAGGGAGGGGCAGGAUGGAGUGCUCCUGGAAGACGGUGCUGCUGCUGGUGUGUGCGUCUCUGGGGGUCCAGUACACGGCCAUCCGCACCCUGAGGGACUCGCUGUCCGGGCCCUGUCAGGGACCCUACCGCUGCCAGAGCAGGCACUUCAGAGACUCCAGGUGGAGAGCCUUGUGCGAUGACAGCUGGAUGCCUGUUGAUUCGCCUCGGAAGCACAUCCUGCUGUUCGCCACCACCCGCAGCGGCUCCUCCUUCACCGGGCAGCUCCUCAAUCAGCACCCAGGGAUCUUCUACGUGUUUGAACCUCUCUACCACGUCCAGCAGGCCUUCACCAACUCCAGCAGCAGGCUGCGUCGCACCCUGGACCGCCGAUCACUCCUGGGAGCAUACAGGGAUCUCCUCCUCAACCUGUACACCUGCGAUCUUCACUUCAUGGAGAAUUACAUCCGCCCGGAGCCCCAGGACCACGUCACCAGCUCCUUCUUUCGCAGAAGCUCCAGCCAUGCCCUCUGCUCCCCUCCCGUGUGCAUGGAAGCAGGGGACGUAGCAGUUUCGGAAUCCCCGGAUGAAGCCUGGUGUCCAAAGAAGUGUGGGGCCCUAAACAUCACCCUUGCCUCUAUGUCAUGUCUUUCAAAGGAACAUGUAGCCAUAAAGACUGUGCGGGUCCCGGAGGUGGGGGACCUGCGCACCCUGACAGAAGAUCCUCGUUUAGACCUGAAGAUCAUCCACCUGGUAAGAGACCCCAGAGCUAUCCUCGCGUCGCGCAUGAUGGCGUUCUCUGAUCAAUUCCGCGCUUGGAAAAUAUGGAACGCAACGGGACGGCAGCCUCGGUACGUGGACCUGACGCAGAUCACCAGCACCUGCAAAGACAUGGCGGCCUCCGCGGCAACAGGCCUGCAAACACCGGCAUGGCUGCGGGGACGCUACCUGCUGGUGCGCUAUGAGGACCUGGCCUUCAAUCCGAAGGACAAAGCCACUGAGAUCUACAGAUUUGUGGGGCUGGAGAUGGAGGACAGGGUGCGGUUGUGGAUUGCAAAGAACACAAACAGUAACGUGUCAUCUCCGUCGGAGUGGAACUACAGGUACUCAACUACCAGAGACUCCAGAGCGACAGCGGAGAGCUGGAGGCUUCGUCUGGGCUUUGACAUCGUCAGGACUUUGCAGAAUCUGUGCAACGACACUCUGGCGCUGCUGGGAUACAAACAGGUUCACUCUGCAGCCGAUCUCAGAAACCUGUCUCACAGUUUAGUGGAACACAGGGCUUUUCAACCAGUCAAGUAGUAGAUUGAUUGGUUGGUUGGUUGGUUGGUUUGUUUGUUUAUUUAUUUCAGCUGACUUUCCUCUUUAUCUAUGCUGAAGACAUGAAUGUAAUCUAUUUUACACUGAACAAAAAUAUAAAUGCAACACUUUUGUUUUUGCUCCCAUUUUUCAUGAGAUGAACUCAAAGAUCUAAAA